AUGCAAAAAGGCUGCCUAGCUCGAGGGGGUGCUGCACUUGUGCUAGCGUGCAAGGAGAUACGUGGGGGUGAUGGCCUGGCAAGCAAGAGCUAUUGUGUGGGGUCGUUGGGGUUGGGAGGGCUGAUGGCACUGGCGUUCGAGGAGCUACUGGCUGUGAGAGCAGCUGUGGGAGGCACUAGCGUGCGAGAGCUACUGCUACGGGGUGCUAAUGCUAUGGGCUGCUCUGUGAGGCUAAUAGUUGUGAGGGCAGCUGUGGGAGGCUCUGCCGUGGGAGAGCUAGUAGCUGGGAGGUGCUGGCGCUGUGGGCUGCACUGUGAGGCUACCAGCUGGCUGUUGGGCGAUGGUGUUUGUGAGAGCGAGUUGUGGGCAAGAGAGGCUGUGAGGCAAAGCUGUGGAUGUGGUUGCUCGCGAGGAGCUUGUGGGCGAGAGAGGUUGUUGGCUUUGAGAGGGGAGGGUUGUGAGGGAGGCUGGUGGGCGAUGGUGUUUGCGAGAGCGGGUUGUGGGCGAGAGAGGCUGUCGCAGAGAGUCGGCUGGGCGAAGGAGAUGAGUUUUUUGUGUUAG
Dovyalis caffra is the source of this 561-nucleotide messenger RNA. Lineage: Eukaryota; Viridiplantae; Streptophyta; Magnoliopsida; Malpighiales; Salicaceae. The record is from the annotation of a GenBank genome assembly.